CGUGGGGACGCAGGCGAGUCGUAGAGAGCGUGAGUUUCCGCGUCUGUUUGGUCCCGCUCCUGUUGUCGGUUCUGAGCGGCAACUUUCGCCACUUGCCCGGGCUGCGGGCGUUUCCCCGGGCUGCGGGUGCUGGCGGCCGGGCUGGGGCUGCUGGGCGGAGGUCGGCGCCUCCCGAGGGGCUAGGGCGAGGGAGGCAUGGUGGGGUUGGAGGCACAGCCUCCCCGUCCGGCGUAAGUCCGAGAGCGGGGAGGGUGUUUCCUGGGGCAACUCCACCUGAGGUCCUGUCGACGUUGCCCCAUCUCCACCGGACCGCACGGGAACGAUGUGCCCAUACUCGGAGGAAGGGGUUGUCGCUGAGCGAGUUUUUUAAAGGGUUCCUUUUGAAAGCAGGAAGUUUGAAGUGAUGUUGCAUCAGCAACAGAGCGUGCAGUUUCAGGUGCUCUUGGGACAGCUUUCAGUUUCUCAGAACAAGUCUAACCCUCACCGCAGUAAUAACUUUUAUUAGAGGACAAAAAAUCCGCCAAAGUAAACCGUUUCUGCCCAAACCCUAAAAACCUUUGGAUAAACGUUUGCAAGAAACGGAUCACAGCCUUAUUUGUUUUUCGAAACUGAGCAUAAACUCUUUUGAAGACUCAGCGUUACUGUCAAAGUGAAUGAUUGCCUGCCUAGUUAUGAUUCAAUUAUCGAGGUGUUCAGGUCUCUUUGGAGUACACUCAGUGACUCCCAGGCUAUUUUUCCCCCCCUUUGAAAUUGCCUAUUAGAAGGUUUUAUCGAGUUUCUCACAGUUGUGUGUCUUUUUGAGGUUGUUCUAAUAAACUUUAAAGGCUUCUGGUUUGCUGUGGGCCUGCCAUCGCUGUGGAAAGCAAGUAUUCUUUCAAAGAAGAAUAGAAGUACAUUGGUUUCUAAAUAAUCCCAGGACGCUAGGAUCAGCAUCACUUGGGAACUUCUUGGAAAUGCACAUUUUGGGGUCUUACCCCAAACUUACUGAAUCAGAAAUGUAUUUUAACAAGCCUUCCAGUUGAUACUAAUGCGCCUGGACGCUAAAGUUUGAGAAUUAAUGGCGUAGUGAUAACACCCAUUGUGGAGUCACAUAUAAUAGAAUUUGAAUUGAAGUAAUUCCUAGAUGGAAAAACUUGGACGUGUUACCUUACAGGGCUGGAGUAUGAAGAUGCAAGAAAAAUGUGUAACACCAAACACAUAGAAAACCCUCAAAGAUGUUAUUAAAUAAUAGAACUGCAUAAAAUAAGUACAUAGUUUGUGCUGGAAGGAUUCUUCAGCGGGGUAGAUAUGAGCAGUAGUGCAUGGAUAUUGGGACCACCGCUUAGAAGGUAUUUUGUUUACCUCGGGAUUCUCAAUUCUGUGUAGUCAAGGUUGUUGGAUGCAGGAUAUUCAGUUAAAAGUUAAAGCAGUGCAUACUAAUGCUAUUGUGGUUGUAGGAUUUUUAAGAAUAGCUUUAGUAUUUAUGUUGAAGAGUAGUUUUUAAUUCUUUGGGCUUCUGAUCUCUUCAGUUUUAUGUGUUUAUUUGGAGACAGUUUCUUUCUGCCGCCUAGGGACUGGAGUGCAAUGGUGUGAUCUUGGCUCACUGUAACCUCUGCCUCCCGGGUUCAAGCGAUUCUCCUGCCUCAGCCUCCCAAGUAGCUGGGAUUACAGGCAUCUGCCACCAUGCUUGGCUAAUUUUUGUAUUUUUAGUAGAGGCGGGGGUUUCACCACGUUUGCCAAGCUGGUCUCGAACUCCUGACCUCAGGUGAUCCACCUGCCUCGUCUUCAGUUUAGUUAUACCUUCUUUGACCCAGAAUUUGGUAAAGACAAGAGGUUCAGCUGUCUGUAUAUCUCCCCAGAUACCUAAAACUGACCACCUGAGCACGUUUUCCCAUUGCUGAGCUGUUUCCCUGAUAUCUGGCCAUGCAACGGAGAUCAAGAGGGAUAAAUACUGGACUUAUUCUACUCCUUUCUCAAAUCUUCCAUGUUGGGAUCAACAAUAUUCCACCUGUCACCCUAGCAACUUUGGCCCUCAACAUCUGGUUCUUCCUGAACCCUCAGAAGCCACUGUAUAGCUCCUGCCUUAGCGUGGAGAAGUGUUACCAGCAAAAAGACUGGCAGCGUUUACUGCUCUCUCCCCUUCACCAUGCUGAUGAUUGGCAUUUGUAUUUCAAUAUGGCAUCCAUGCUCUGGAAAGGAAUAAAUCUAGAAAGAAGACUGGGAAGUAGAUGGUUUGCCUAUGUUAUCAGCACAUUUUCUGUACUUACUGGAGUGGUAUACCUGCUCUUGCAAUUUGCUGUUGCCGAAUUUAUGGAUGAACCUGACUUCAAAAGGAGCUGUGCUGUAGGUUUCUCAGGAGUUUUGUUUGCUUUGAAAGUUCUUAACAACCAUUAUUGCCCUGGAGGCUUUGUCAACAUUUUGGGCUUUCCUGUACCGAACAGAUUUGCUUGUUGGGUCGAACUUGUGGCUAUUCAUUUAUUAUCACCAGGGACUUCCUUUGCUGGGCAUCUGGCUGGGAUUCUUGUUGGACUAAUGUACACUCAAGGGCCUCUGAAGACAAUCAUGGAAGCAUGUGCAGGUUUAGGUGGUUUUUCCUCCAAUGUUGGUUACCCAGGACAGCAAUACUACUUUAAUAGUUCAGGCAGCUCUGGAUAUCAGGAUUAUUAUCCACAUGGCAGGCCGGAUCACUAUGAAGAAGCACCCAGGAACUAUGACACGUACACAGCAGGACUGAGUGAAGAAGAACAGCUCGAGAGAGCAUUACGAGCCAGCCUCUGGGACCAAGGAAAUACCAGAAAUAGCCCACCACCCUACGGGUUUCAUCUCUCACCAGAAGAAGAAAUGAGGAGACAGCGGCUUCACAGAUUCGAUAGACAGUGAGGUGGCGUCUUGGGAAGACAUGGCCUAUUCGUGUAAUUAUUGCUGCCCAUUUGGCUCAUUCCCCAAGCCCCUAAAUCAUUUUAAUUUAUUUUAAACAAAAGCAGAGUACACCGGUAUUGCUCCAGAUUGCUCACAUCGCCUGGGACGGUCCCAUGGCCCCUAUGAGUCAACGCACAGCUUGCAGGGAGUGGGCCUUCUCCUGGCCUUGUUCUUGCUCAUAAACAGGUCACUUUCUCCACGAAGGGACCAGUUUCCACACUCCUUUCUCUCACUGCUGACUCAGCAAUGCCUCUGCCUCGGUCUGCUUUUGAAGACUGUGACCUUCACCAGGAGGUUUUACUUACACCAGUUGGGAAGAUUAGUCCCUCAUUCUGCCUGGAGUGCCCCGUGUUUGACUUGGCAGCGGGUGUGCAGCCAUCCCCGUGUCCUCCUGGCGCAUUGCCACUGCGGCUGUCCAGGAACAGGAUGUGGCUGCCUUGGCUGAAUGUUGUCCUACUCUCCCCAACCCCGGCGCCUCGGCUCCUCAGUUCCUCGGGCCCCUGCGUCUGGCUGAUGUUUGCAGGGCUUUUCGCUCUGCUCUGGUAUUGCUCUGCCUUUACAGAAAGUCUUAUUGAAGAAGUGUAAGAAAGACCUAAGGUGGGGAAGACUCCUACACACACCAUUAGUAUCAGUGACACCAGCAAUGUAGGUUCCCAGCCCCUUUCCGGUGGCAGCUUGUGUGCCAGGAGAUAGGACGUCAUUUAACGCAUCAGCAAAGUAGCAGCAGAUGCCACAUACAGAGUAGAGCGAAGGCAUUUGAUGGAUCAGUCACUAGAGAUCUAUCUUGCAGAAGGUAUGUUUUUCCUCAUAAAAGUGCCUCUUAAUUGGCCAUUGUACCAGCCACUUGUCCUAGGCAAAUGUCCAAAAUACGCCCCUGGGCCCCGCAAACUUACAAUCCACAGAUUGUCUGUCUGAGUCAUUUAAGGCAUUUCCUGGUGCUUAUGUUCCAUGAAUAAAAGGACAAAGUCAGAAGAUCACUGAUGUCUUACUGUUACGAAGAUAUUUUAAAAGAGAGAAUCAGAAAAAGAUCUUCCUUUUUUGAUCUACAAUUUAUAUAGUUUUCUGAUUAUGCACAUAAUUGAUAUGCCUUCCAGAUGCAUAAGGCAAACAUCUGGAAAGAAAUAUACCCAAAUGUUAGCAAGGGUUAUCUUUGGAAGUGGAGUACAUGGGAUUUUGCUUUCUUCAUUUUUGUAAUUUUAUAUUACUGUCUUGGAAGAUGUGUUUAUAUGUGUGUGUUACUUUUACAAUCAGGAAAACAUUUAUAUAAUAAGAAAUAUAUAGUCAAGAAGACAGACUUAAAAAUAAAUACUAUGUGUCCAUUGAGAAAAUUCACAAUAUAAACAGAAAUACAAAUAAAUACAUACACAAUUUUAAAGUCACCUGUAGCCCUACCCUUAGAGGUACCCAGGGUUAACAUUCUGGUGGUAUUGUCUUCUCCAUUUUUCUUUUGAUACAUUCAGCAAAUUUGGAGCAUAUUGACUAUGGAGUUUUGUAUCCAAAUCCAAUCUGAAUUUACCUGGAAGAGGCCUUGACACCUGCAUGGAAAUGAGCUCAGAAAACCACUGAAGCCUUGGGAGCUCUUUGACCUCCUGGUUGGCCCAAUAAUAUCUGAGCUCCUUUGGUUAAUUUAUAACUGAUGUAAAACUACAUCUUCUUUAUAAUAUAAAUUGUUCCUGUGAGUCUAGAAGCUAUAAAUGUGUUUAAAUUAAAAUAUUCAAGCUAAAUGUUACUGCUGUCUCCCAAAUUCUGUAAGUUUGACUCCCGUUACCCCAAUUAGAAGUAACUUAUUUCUUGCAUGCCACUUUUAUAGCAUUUGGUAAUUCUGCUAUAACACUUAUAUCUUGCCCCUGUUAUUAUCUGUGCACAGCUACACAAAGGUGUGCCUUCUACGUGGGAACAUGGAUUGUGAAUGACUCUGUAAUGAGGCCUGAGUCUUAGUUAUCUUUCCACUCACUCCCCGUCUCCCCUUUCCAACCCCAAAGGCUCAACGAUAGGGGCUCAUUAAAUGUCAGUGUUUAACCAAAGUAUUUUUUCCAUUGUAUUAAGGGUCCAAUCACUGUAUAUGGAAGUAUUUUAUUUUUUAUUUUUUUAUAUCACUUGAGUCCACUAGUAGUACUUCCUUGCUCUGACUUGUCAGAUACAAAGACACAGGAUUAGAUUUUGGGUGGUAAAAUUGUGAUACCCAUGGCUGUUUAUGGAGUGGGAUAUCUUAGUGAUGUGAGAAAGGUCAUUUUAGUUAUAAAUGUAAACCAAUUACUUUAGCACAACAAUAAAGAUGUUCUGGAAAUUA
Molecule: messenger RNA, 5188 nt
Organism: Symphalangus syndactylus (siamang)
Lineage: Eukaryota; Metazoa; Chordata; Mammalia; Primates; Hylobatidae
Gene: RHBDD1
Product: rhomboid domain containing 1
Biological process (GO): negative regulation of apoptotic process; cellular response to unfolded protein
Cellular component (GO): endoplasmic reticulum; membrane
Molecular function (GO): serine-type endopeptidase activity
Source: RefSeq, a predicted model, not a curated record